GUAAAUUUGAGGAAAAUAUCAAUAUGGCGGAGGUUAGUCCGGGAUAAGAUUUUCUUAAAAUUUGAAGAAAUUGGUAAAUCAAGAUGGCACAUGAGAUACAUUUAAAGAACAACAAAUACCGGCAGUGGGUUAAGGCUGGCCUAGGCUUGGGUUAUCUUAAAGAGGGUCUUGCACCAUUUUGUGAUGACAUAGGAAAACAGCAGCACCACGAUAUUAUUAACCAAAUACAACAAACAAAGACUCCUCAACCAAAUGUACCAUGUGGCACCUGUCAGAUAACAACUCUCCAGCCAGAUCAUAUCCGAGUCUCCAAAGGGAUAUGUCCCCUCAAACAAGAUAAAUGUAACUGUUGUUUUCCUAAUAAUAAGAGACCCUGUCCAAACAAUGUAUGUGGUGCCAUCUAUGACAGCAUUAUACAGUAUCAUGCAUCAAUACCACCGGCACCUUUUUGGAAAAACAGUGAUGUCCAACAGUGGUCAACAAAACCGUGGGAGGUUUGCAAAUGUUUUAUAAAUGCUCCUGGGUACAAGGACAAGACAUCAGCAGUCGACACUGAUUGCACUGGGUUGCUUCAUGUUAUCAUAAAUAACAAGUACUUUCAUAGUCACAUUGGAUGCAAUGUUACAGGACCAAACAAUCUUUUUUCAAAGGUACGGCAGUAUCGAAACGAAAUUUUUCACUCUAGCUCUAUGGAGUUAGAGGAGAGCAAGGCUAAUUGUUAUAUCGAUGACAUGAUAGCUGUUCUACAAGAUGCUAAAGAACUUGUACAUCGACAAGAUGCACAACAAGCUGUCGGAAAACUUCAAGAUCUGAAGAGGAAGGAAUUUAUUAUUACCACUGAAAACUUUAAAGAAAUUCUGACUCAAAUCAAAGAAAAUGCUGCAACAAAAGAGGAAUAUGAGGAGCUCAAACAUAAAUUUUCUGAACUAAAAGCACAGAUGUCGGAAGCUGAGAAAGAACGUACAGAGUUGAAAAGAAAAUUUACUGUUCUUGAGACAAAGCAGAAAGAGGAGAUAAAAAAACUCAAGGUAGAAGAUUCUCCUCAACUAAAACAAUUACAAUAUGAAAAGGCUAAAUCAGAUUGUCGUACUCAAUUGAUGGAACAUUAUUGCAGUGAUGUACUUAAGGUAUCAGCAAUACCUUUACAACCAGAUGAGGAAAAUUAUAACUUCAGUGACAUUUAUAUAAGACCCACUAUAACAAGCAAGAUAGAAAAGAACAGAGGGGAGUCUGAGGAAAAAGAAAUAGAGUCCAUGUCAGAGAUUUUCACAAAGAACAGGGAACCACAGAAAUUUAUUUAUGUUGUUGGAGAUGCAGGGUCUGGUAAGAGUAGUUUCUGUAAAUAUUUGAUCAACUGUUGGUGUAUGGCACACAGUGAUGGACACAAUGAAGAUGAUGAGUUUGAAGGAGUCAAGGAAAUGAAGAAAUUUGAUUUUAUGUUUUAUAUUUCUCUUAGACAUAACAUAAAGAUCCGAAGUAUCCAAGAAAUGCUUGAAAUGCGAUAUGAUAAGAUAAAAAAUUUAACUAAACUUCUGGAAAAUGAUUCUAGAAAGAUAAUUAUUUUGCUUGAUGGUUUAGAUGAAUGGUCUUUUGACAGUGAGACUAGGAAUGAGUUCCAGGCAGGCCUUCCGGAACGUGACUUUACAAAGAAAUACACCAUUGUCACUACAUCACGGCCAUGGAAAAUUCACAGUUUGAGAGUAAGUAAUAGAGAGAUUCGUCAAUUAUUAAAAUUAAAAGGGUUUGAUGAAACACAUGAAAAAAAAUGAUUAGGAAAACAAUAACAGCAUUGAACGAAUCAUUAGAUCCUAAAGUGUGUGAACAAGAACUUGAGAUACCGUCUGUGGUUGGCCUGAAACAGGUACCAAUUAUGCUGCAGCAAUUGAUUUGUCUAUGGUG
Molecule: messenger RNA, 1899 nt
Organism: Ruditapes philippinarum (Manila clam)
Lineage: Eukaryota; Metazoa; Mollusca; Bivalvia; Venerida; Veneridae
Exons: 6
Coding region: 84-1769 (561 amino acids)
Source: RefSeq, a predicted model, not a curated record